Molecule: messenger RNA, 2090 nt
Organism: Megachile rotundata (alfalfa leafcutting bee)
Lineage: Eukaryota; Metazoa; Arthropoda; Insecta; Hymenoptera; Megachilidae
Product: membrane protein BRI3
Source: RefSeq, a predicted model, not a curated record
AGCACUACUGUAAGUGAGAGCGGUAAAAUUCAAAUGCUAUAUGUAAUUCAUUUUAUAUUUACGAAUAUAAACGCGCGAAGUGCAUGGAGAAAUUCUAUUUAUUCUUUACUCUAAUCAAACACGUAUAUAAAUAAAGAACCAAACAAUCAAGAUAUGUAAUCAUUUACAUAAAUAAGCAAAAGGUACAAUGGAAUGACGUCACCGUUGAUCGACCAAUACAAGCUCGUUUUCUAAUCGAAGAAUAAAAGAAAAAUCGUAAUCUCAGGGUUCAGAGAAUCUUUCCAAGCGGAAAUUGUAAUGCAAUAUUUGUUUUGGAAGCGGUUUACGGGACCAGGAGGCCAUUACGGGUGCUAGCUGUCAAAAACCUUAAUAUUAAUGCUGAUUAUCUAACAUCUAACAUAUAACCGAUAAAAGUGAUUAAUUUGUUUAUUGAACAAUGGAAAAGCAGCCAAUAAAUCCCGGGGCUGCCAGGUCUGCACCUUAUUCCGCGGCUACUGCACCUAAAUCAACUUCUUCUUGGGAACCUCCUCCUUCGUACAAUUCUGCUACUCAAGGAGAAUCAACUUCAUGGCCUCCACCUCCAGGAUAUUAUCCUAGUACAGGAACAGCUACAAAUUCCAAUUAUGUUCCUUCAUAUGGUUCUACGCAAUCAACUACAGUGGUUAUGCCAGAAAUCAUUUUAGUUGGAGGAUGCCCUGCCUGUAGAGUAGGUGUAAUGGAGGAUGAUUUUACAUGUCUGGGAUUAUUAUGUGCAAUUCUGUUCUUCCCCUUCGGAAUAAUUUGCUGCUUGUUGUUAAAAACACGACGUUGUUCCAACUGUGGUGCCUACUUUGGUUGAUAUGUUACUGUUAUACAGUAACAUAAUUUCUGUGAAAUAGAAAGCUAGAGGUACAUUAUUAGGCUAAUUCUGAUGUGGCUAUAAGUACGUGAACAUUGAAUACGAAAACAAGUAUGUUAAACUGAUUUGUUAUUGGUAUUGUGCAACUAUGAUGAUCUGAACUAUUUGAAUUUUCAAUAGAGUAGAGUGAACUGUAGUUGAUAUUUCAUAUUUCACGUAUUCAAGGUUUUGUAAAUUUAAAGAAAAUGUAUAGUAUUUUGUAAAUGUUAACAAAGAGUUCUGAUUAACAUUGUUGCACUUUAUUAUUAUUAGCUGUAAUGAUUUUAUAAUAAUAAUGAUAAUAACAGCAAACGAUUUAUAUUAUCAUAUAUUUUAAAAUGUUAUUAUGAGAUAUUUUAUAAGAAUUAUCAUCCCAUUAGAUGAUAAGAAAUGCAAUGAAAAUUAUUAUAUUAUUCUAUACAAAAUAUUUAAAAAUCAAAAAAGGACUUAUAGAAAGUCUUCCAAAGCAGAUUUCAUACGAGCUUUAAAUAAUUAAUUGAAAUUAUUUUGCAUAAAUAAUUUCAUUAAUGAUUAUGUAACCGAUACAUUUAACAGUGUUCUUGCAAUUGUUCUUUUUACUAAUGUUUCUUGGUGCAUAAGUGUUAGUAGUAUAAUUAGAGUAAAGUACAUGUAAAUGUUUGAAUCUCAGGGGAAGCGAUAACAGGCUGUUAUUGUGAUACUUAGCUGUAAUGAUUUUUAUAACAGCAUGAGAGGAUGAGUGUAAAACGGCUAAUGAACCGAAUUAUUCGUAUCACGAUUUAUAUUUUUAUAAAAAAAAAAAAGAAAACAAUAUCUGCGGAUAUCGGAACCAUUUUAAUAAUGAAAAGUGUUUGUAAAAAUUGUUACUUCAUUAUAUUUUUAUAUGUACUGUACAGAAUUGUAACAGCUAUAAGCAUUUUGGGAUAACUUGCGUGCUUUUAUUUUAAACAAACUUCGAGAAACUUUUUAAUCAAUGGUAUUAUAAUACAAAUUACAAUUUUUAGAAGUUAUGCUUGAACGCUUUUUAAAGAUUACGCUACCCAGGUUCAAACGAUAGAAAUAAAGAUGUUAAAGAUUACUGAGAGGCAUCUAAACAUAUCCGUAAAAUACUAAGUACCUGAAAAUAUAUAAUAUUUUUCUAAUUAAAAGGACUACCAGUUCACCUGUAGAAGAUAUGCUUGUCUAGAAACAUAUAUUCUGUAAGAAACUGUUAUUAAAAUUUAUAAAAUUAUAA